Exophiala spinifera is the source of this 1194-nucleotide messenger RNA. Its product is annotated as tartrate dehydrogenase. Bases 1 to 1194 code for a protein of 397 amino acids. NCBI's taxonomy places the organism in Eukaryota, Fungi, Ascomycota, Eurotiomycetes, Chaetothyriales, Herpotrichiellaceae. The record is from RefSeq and is a predicted model, not a curated record. The transcript has a single exon. Gene Ontology annotation, molecular function: NAD binding; magnesium ion binding; oxidoreductase activity, acting on the CH-OH group of donors, NAD or NADP as acceptor.
AUGGGCUCGAUAUCCGUCGACCACCACCACCAACAACAACAACCCGUCGGGGUCGUCGCCGACCCUCCACCGUCAACGACAACGACGACAUACGCCAUCGCCUCGAUUCCCGCCGACGGCAUCGGCCCCGAAGUCAUAUCUUCGGGCAUCCGGGUGCUCAACACGCUGGCGUCGACAUUCUCGCACUUCAGCUUCGCCUUCACACACUUUGACUGGUCGAGCGACACGUACCUGAAGACGGGCAAGUACAUUCCCGAGGACGGGCUCUCGGAGCUUCGCAAGCACGACGCCAUCCUCUUCGGGGCGGUCGGCGACGUGCGGGUUCCCGACCACGUCUCGCUCUGGGGCCUGCGGCUCGCCAUCUGCCAGCCGCUGCAACAGUACGCCAACGUGCGGCCGACGCGGAUCCUGCGCGGGGUGACGUCGCCGCUGUCGUCGUGCCAGGGCGGCGCCGCCGCGGCCCGGAAACUCGACUGGGUCAUCGUCCGCGAGAACAGCGAGGGCGAGUACGCGGGCCAGGGGGGCCGGUCGCACGUCGGGCAGCCGUGGGAGGUGGCGACCGAGGUGGCGGUGUUCACGCGGCACGGCGCCGAGCGGCUGCUGCGGUUCGCGUACGAGACGGCGCGGUCGCGGCCGCGCCGGAAGCUGACGUUCGUGACCAAGUCCAACGCCCAGCGCAACGGCAUGGUCCUGUGGGACGAGGUGCAGGCCCUCGUGGCCCGGGACUACCCGGACGUCGAGACGGACAGGAUGCUCGUCGACGCCAUGACGUGCCGCAUGGCCCUGCAGCCCGAGUCCGUCGACACCGUCGUCGCCACCAACCUGCACGCCGACAUCCUGUCGGACCUCGCCGCCGCCCUGGCCGGGAGCAUCGGCAUCGCCCCGACGAGCAACCUGGACCCCACCAGGCGGAACCCGAGCAUGUUCGAGCCCAUCCACGGCUCGGCCUGGGACAUCGCCGGGAAGGGCGUCGCGAACCCCGUCGGCACCUUCUGGACCUGCGCCGAGAUGGUCAGGUGGCUGGGGCAGCACGACGCCGCCGACUUGCUGAUGGACGCCGUCGAGAACGUCCUGGACAAAGGCAUCAAAACGAGGGAUCUGGGAGGGACCGCUGGUACCGACGAAGUCACCGACAACGUGUGCGAGGAGAUUGAACGAUUGGGGAGAGAAAGGAAGCUCGGGAGGAAAGGCUAA